AUGGCUUCCAAGCUCGAACAGAUGGGGGAAUCUCACCAUGUCGAGAAAGACCAUGACAAACAGAUAAUGGAUUCGGAUUCUACUCAAGCUGGCAUUCGCACUGAUGUUGUGUCGAUGGAAGGGGUUGACCACGCCUUAAUGGCAAAGAUGGAUCUCGUUAACGAUGCAAUUGAUCGAAUUGGAUUUACUCCUUACCAUACCAAACUAUUUUUCCUCAACGGAUUCGGCUAUGGGGUCGACUCUCUAUUGCUUUUCCUCAUGAGCAUAGCUGCCGACCAAGUAGUAGCUCAGUACCCUCCGAAGUUCAAACGAGGUGCGCAAUUGGGCUUCUAUCUUGCCUUGUUAGCGGGUGCCUUGUUUUGGGGCGGUACAGCAGACAUCAUCGGACGAAAAUGGGCAUUCAAUUUCUCCCUGCUCAUCAGCGCCAUAUUUGCUAUUACUUCCGGCGCAGCUCCAAAUUAUGCCGCGUGGGCCACGAUGGUGGCAAUCUCGGCAUUUGGCUCUGGCGGAAAUCUCGUACUGGACACAACGGUGUUCUUGGAAUAUCUUCCUUCCAACAAGCAAUGGCUUCUGACUCUCCUAGCCGGGUGGUGGGGAGUGGGUCAAACAGUGGCCGGCCUCGUUGCAUGGCCCUUCAUGGCGGACUAUAGUUGCCCCCUCGACGGCUCAGUUCCAUGUACGAAUGCCAAUAACAUGGGAUGGAGAUACCUGUUUUACACAUGCGGCGCCCUGGUCUUUGUCCUAAGCAUGUUACGCGUGGUGGUCAUCCGUUUCCAUGAAACUCCAAAGUUUCUUCUUUGCCAAGGCCGGGAUGAGGAUGUUGUGAAGACACUCGAAAACCUCGCCCACAAAUACGACCGGUCAUGUUCCCUCACCCUGGAUCAGCUUCAGGCUCACGGUCAAAUCCACAGUGCACAUGCCCAGAACAAAGCAUCUCUCUCCGAAGUGGUUGUACAUGUACGAGGUUUGUUCGCAAAUCGAACGAUGGCCUUGUCAACAUGUUUAGUCUGGUUAUCAUGGGCUCUCAUUGGACUAGGAUAUUCAUUAUACUACGUUUAUUUGCCAGAAUAUUUGGCAUCUCGAGAUUCAUCUACCGGUGCAAGUUCGACCUACCUCACAUGGCGUAACUACGCAAUCACCAAUCUGUGUGCGAUACCAGGCCCUAUUAUAGCCUCCUUCUUUUGUGAAUUGCCUCUUUUUGGGCGAAAACGAACCAUGGCAGUUGGGGCACUGAUUACCAUGAUCUUCUUCUUUGGAUAUACGGCUGUCAAGACAGGCCAGCAAAACAUAGGGUUUGCCUCCGCAAUCUCGGUCUCGAUUAACAUUUACUACGCUACUCUGUACGCUUACACUGUUGAGAUUCUGCCUUCUGCGCACCGCGGCACUGGAAAUGGCAUUGCUGUCGCACUGAAUCGACUGAUGGGUACGGUGUCGGCUCUCAUUGGCGCGUUUACAUCAACAUCCAGCUCAGUUCCUAUCUACGUGUGUGCUGCUUUGAUGGGAGCUGCUGGUAUUCUAGCGGCCUUUUUCCCUCUCGAAUCACGUGGAAGGAAGAGCAUCUGA
Penicillium cinerascens is the source of this 1563-nucleotide messenger RNA. Its product is annotated as MFS transporter. The record is from RefSeq and is a predicted model, not a curated record. The transcript is spliced from 5 exons. Gene Ontology annotation, molecular function: transmembrane transporter activity. Bases 1 to 1563 code for a protein of 520 amino acids. Gene Ontology annotation, cellular component: membrane. Lineage: Eukaryota; Fungi; Ascomycota; Eurotiomycetes; Eurotiales; Aspergillaceae. Gene Ontology annotation, biological process: transmembrane transport.